Cynocephalus volans (Philippine flying lemur) is the source of this 1975-nucleotide messenger RNA. It is a transcript of the gene HMCES, whose product is annotated as 5-hydroxymethylcytosine binding, ES cell specific. The transcript has 7 exons. Gene Ontology annotation, molecular function: single-stranded DNA binding. The record is from RefSeq and is a predicted model, not a curated record. The coding region runs from base 87 to 1187 and encodes 366 amino acids. Gene Ontology annotation, biological process: DNA damage response. Lineage: Eukaryota; Metazoa; Chordata; Mammalia; Dermoptera; Cynocephalidae.
GGUGGGGCAGAGGGCCGAGCGGGCAUUCGGGGAGGUGACGCGGGGCUACCAGGCCGACGUGAGGUAGAGACAGGCAGCGUGGAAGAAUGUGUGGGCGAACAUCCUGUCACUUACCUAGAGAUGCUCUCACAAGAGCUUGUGCUUAUCGGGAUCGGCAAGGCCAGCAGCGGCUCCCGGAGUGGAGGGACCCUGAUAAGUACUGCCCUUCUUACAACAAGAGCCCUCAGUCCAGCAGCCCGGUGCUCCUGUCUCGACUGCACUUUGAGAAGGGCUCAGACUCAUCUGAGCGUGUCAUUGCUCCCAUGAGAUGGGGCCUGGUCCCAUCUUGGUUCAAAGAAGAUGAUCCUUCCAAGCUGCAGUUCAGCACUACCAAUUGUCGUAGUGAUACCAUGAUGGAGAAACGGUCAUUCAAGGUACCUCUGGGAAAGGGAAGACGCUGUGUCGUUUUAGCAGAUGGAUUCUAUGAGUGGCAGCGAUGUCAGGGAAUAAGCCAGAAGCAGCCAUACUUCAUCUAUUUCCCCCAAAUCAAGACAGAGAAGGUAUCAUCAUCAACAAAGUGUAUAUUUGGAAAGUCAGGCAGCAUUGGUGUCAUAGACAGUCCUGAGAACUGGGAGAAAGUCUGGGACAACUGGAGGCUGCUGACAAUGGCUGGGAUCUUUGACUGCUGGGAGCCUCCAGAGGGAGGAGACCUCUUGUAUUCCUAUACCAUCAUCACAGUGGAUUCCUGCAAAGGCUUGAAUGGCAUCCACCACAGGAUGCCUGCCAUAUUAGAUGGAGAGGAGGCAGUCUCUAAAUGGCUUGACUUUGGUGAGGUCUCAACUCAGGAAGCUCUGAAGUUGAUCCACCCCACAGAAAACAUCGCCUUCCAUCCGGUCUCUCCUGUGGUGAACAACUCAAGAAACAACACUCCUGAGUGUCUGGCCCCUGUCAACUUGGUGGUCAAAAAGGAGCUCAAGGCAAGUGGCAGCAGCCAGAAGAUGUUGCAAUGGCUGGCCACAAAGUCACCCAAAAAGGAAGACCCAAAAACACCCAAGAAGGAAGAGUCAGAUGUGCCCCAGUGGUCCAGCCAGUUCCUGCAGAAGCGCCCAUUUCCCACCAAGAGAAGCAGUGCAGGACUUCUGGAGCGAUGGCUGAAGCGAGAGGAGGAGGAGGAGGAGCCUGUGGCCAAGUGGCCUCACAGCCAGUAACAUGGGACUUUCAGAGACCAUGGUCUGCUGUACUAAAUACUGUUGCUGAUAACAGUUUCUUGCAUUGUGUGUAUGUGUGUGUGUGCUUUGGGAAAAGGUGGCACAGUGCUAGUUGAUAGUUGUGGGCUCCUGGUGGAAGUUGCUAUCCUGGCCAUGACUAGGAACCCACAGUGGGGCUGAUGGGGCAGCGUUGGAAAAGGCAGGUCCUCUGCCAUCACCAGCCCCGGAGGCCCCAUGGGGUGCUGUGCUUGCUGCCCUUUCCUUGUAGGGCUGGUAGAGUUUGGAAGCCUGAUUCUGCUGGGAGAUCUCAGCCCUAACUUGGUGCUCCUAGCAAGAGGCUAUUUUCUGCUCAAGCCUCUGGUCUCUUUCUGUCUUUUAGAAUUAAGUUCUUAAAAUGUACUUUUUCUGAAUAAAUUAUAUUUGAUAAACUUCUCCCUACAUUUUGGAAAAUGAUGCUGGAGGGGAUUCUGAAUCUUAUCUGUUUUCUCCUGGUAUCAGUCAUAAGGAAUGGAUUUUGUCACAAAUGGGGCACUGGGGCUUACUGAGGGAAAAAACUACAUAAAAGCUUGAUUGAGUCUUUUCUGGGAUUGAGUCUUUUCACUCUUAAUACUUGAAAGUUGUCUAGGGUCGGCCCAUGGCUCACUUGGGAGAGUGUGGUGCUGAUAACACCAAGGCCACGGGUUCGGAUCCCUAUAUAGGGAUGGCCGGUUAGCUCACUGGGUGAGGGUGGUGCUGACAACACCAAAUCAAGGGUUAAGAUCCCCUUACCGGUCAUCUUCAAAAAAAAA